UCACUUUGAGGACAAAACCAGUACGGGGUUAUCUGUGGAACUAUUGCUCAUCGUGAGAAAAUGGUCUAUCCGUCGGAUUAUUUGCCCCACUUUCAACCACGAGAUGGUGACAAUCUACACACUCAGGAGAGCGGUGAUGCAGGUCUUUCUUCUGACAUGGUGCACAAGUUCUGUUACAAGUAUGAAGAAAGUGCCCUGCCUGUAACUGACACAGGGAGUUGUGUGAGGCCCAUUCUUCACAUGAAGCAGUUCCCCAUGAUGGCAAAAAGCAAGCCACACCCAUACCCGCCUGAGUCAAGACCUAUGACAGAGGGAUUCUUAAUCAAGUCCAGUUUGACUGGGAUGCAAAGUGGGCCGCAAAAUAACUUCAAUUGCCAGACAUACACAGAUCGUGACGAUAAUAGCAAGGGAGAGGAAGUAUUCAAGCCUUUACCCGGAACAUCAGCCAUUACAGAGGCACUCAUGGAAGAUGUAGGAAAUAAGGGUAACAUCAUGGAUGCCAACACAGAUGCCAAAGAAAACCCAGGAAGCGCUGCACCAGUGGAAGAAGUGACGGCCCAAAACCGCUACAAGAAAAGAGCUGUUGGGAAAAAAUGGAAAGUUUACAAUCUCUGUGUGGUGGCAGUUCUAAUCAUAAACUUUCCUGCCUGUAAUGGAUCUAAUGAUGGGCUAAACUGUUGGGUCUGCAAGGAUCAGGACAAGUGCUCCAGCCUCAACACAAUAUAUGACGAAUAUGACCAUAUCCUGUACCAGAGAGACUAUGGAGAGAAAGCUUUCUCAGAAUGCUCUCAAAUACCACCGCCUGUGCCUAAGACUCCUAAAACCUGCACAGUAUGCCAGUCCGAUUUUGUCUUCAUUACCUGCUCAAACGACACUAAUGAAAUCCAACCAGAAGCAAAGGGAUCACUCAUUCAAGACAUCCAUAAAACAUGCAUGCAGUAUAAGACUUCUGACCCGAUGCCCAGCAGAGGGACUUCCCAUUACAAUCCUGACCGUGGACCUACUGGAUUGAUUUUAAUGGCUGUUCUCUUUCUGAUUGCGAUUGGACCACUGUGAUCUUCUGAGACUUUGGAUCUUCAACAUUUAUCCCUCAGCAUGAAACAUCACGCUGAAACAUCUUUUUCUUUUACUCAUAGACACUUACUUUCUGUCUUAAAAUGUUUUUAACUGUAUUGGCACAGCAAAAUGGCUAAAUAGGAUGUGUUUUAUUGCAUAUGCUUAAGCCCAAAGAAGUCACCUUCUUUUAGAAAAACAAUUUCCAUAAUAACUGGUUAUUUUUCUGUAAAUCACCUUCAUGCUUAUUUGGCUUAUCAGACUUCAGCUUUACUUGACAGCAAAUAAUUAUGUUUGAAACACAUAUACAUAUCUGGCCUUAAUUAUAAACACAUCUGCAUAUCAAGCUGCAUAUGGUUCAUGUUCUUUUUCAUAACAGACACUGGAACAGAAUAUAAUGUGCUCAGUUAAUAAUCAGAAGAGUGUACAUCAUUGGAAAUCCCUCAGCUGCUAGGGCUUGCAGGAUCAGUGCAGCCAUUUCACUGUGGCAGAUGUAGUGUAUUUUGUUCCCAUACCUAUAUUUUUGCUUAAAAAUCUUUUAAUGGACAGUUAUAUGAAAUGUUAUUUUUUUUGUCAGAACGCUAUAAAGACAAACAUCUUUAAUUUAUGGUCUCUUUCAGUUAAACCUGGUAAAUCAAAUUUUAAGAUUCCCACGGUCUGAUAAGACUUUAGUCUUAUUUUAUGUAUAGAAGCUCUCUGAUCCACAAGCAAAACCUGGACUGUGAAAGUGAAGUGUCGAAAAACAGAGAACAAUGAAGUCAAGAUGAGAGUUGAGCCUUCAAAAUGAAGUCACUUGUAAGCAGUCACUUCUGACAUUUAUAGGUCUAUUCCCAAGCAGUAAAGUUAAAGUUCUGUACAGUGUAGAAACUAGACUUUUGUUUGUUUUUCUUU
This is a messenger RNA of Pundamilia nyererei, 1944 nucleotides long. RefSeq lists its product as uncharacterized. Lineage: Eukaryota; Metazoa; Chordata; Actinopteri; Cichliformes; Cichlidae. The record is from RefSeq and is a predicted model, not a curated record. Bases 61 to 1056 code for a protein of 331 amino acids. The transcript is spliced from 9 exons.